AUGGCGUCGAUAAUACAAUGUUCCUCGAAAAAUGCUAAAAUUUCUUCUCUCAAAACAUCACUUUUUAUAACAGUACCUGACCUAUCCUACAAUGCUCAAGUGAUUCUGACAAACGACCGUUGUCGAAUUGUGAAUGUUCUUUUUGAUCAUUGUCUUCGAAACACAAAAAACGGACCAUCAAGACUUGCUGAACUUUUGGGUAUCUUCAGCGUCUUGGAGAGCCAACAGAAUAUGCAAAGAGCUUCAUACACACUGAGUAUUGCACCUUUUAUAUCACCAACGUUCAGAAAGACAAUCGGAUUUGUGGAUGAAAUUUUUUCACUAGGAACACUUUCCUGA
Molecule: messenger RNA, 339 nt
Organism: Caenorhabditis briggsae
Lineage: Eukaryota; Metazoa; Nematoda; Chromadorea; Rhabditida; Rhabditidae
Exons: 2
Coding region: 1-339 (112 amino acids)
Source: RefSeq, a predicted model, not a curated record